AUGGACUUGGCCCUCAUUCCGUUGCACGAGUUGCCGUCCUUGGAGACUCGGGGUAGCGUUGAGCUCUGGAGAUCCUUUCCGGGCAAUACAGCAGCACCGGAACAGCUCAAUAUCGGCGCGUCCAGGCGAUUCACUGGCAGAAGUGGUGAUAUACCAACGGGGCGGCAUCUAAAGCGGGUCAAGUUCACCGUGGCUUCAUCGUGGGUCAUUUUAGCUGUGCUUGUGGGAGUGUCCCUGCUAUUUGUUUCACUGUGUGGCAGUGCACGAAAGAUCCAUAGGGGUGCAGAGCAGCGGAGACUCGCAGGUAAUAGUGGUUCUAAAGACUCCAGUUCGCCGACAAACCCGCAUUUCUCUGAAGACGACUGGAUUCCCCUCAAUGCGGAUGAGCUCGCGAAUCUGUGUGCCCAAGUGGGGGAUUGGGCACCUGGAUUUGUCCCUCAUAGUUAUCUAAGCCCUUCAGUUGGUAUGCCAGAAGUGCCUUCAACCUCAAAAGAGCCCAGCGAAUUCUCUGGGGUGCUCCGAAAUGAGCAACAGCCCCAUGAGGCCAUAUCCAAACAGCAUAAAGGCAAGCGUACUCGGCAGGGAGGUUAUGACAUAUUGGGAGAGAGUCCUAAUAAGGUUGGUAGGCUCUCGCACCACCUCUCCUCAGAGACAGGUGCCUUGACCGAGGGCAGGACGCUGCAAGGACUGACAGGGGGUGCUCAACAAACAUCAGGCAUCCGCCUGACGAAUUCCAACGUUGGACUGCUUUCAAAUGUACAUACCCUUAUUGUUCAUCAGGAAGGGUUAGGAACUCCAUUGGUGGACCUCAGAGCUGUUCAGCAAACGCGUAUUGUGGACCAGGAAGGAGAACAUUCGUCUCCAACUACCCGUCCUGAUUCCUCUUCUGCUCCUAAAGGGACACUGUAUUGCUUCGGGGAUUGUAAACAAGCUUCAGUGUCCCAGAGCGUGCUGGUGCCUUUACUUCGAAGUGAUCCUUUCGGCAAACAGGGACAUUCUUCACAAACCUCUGGCAAAUCCUUAGCAUCAAAAGCGCUCACGAAGUUAUUAUUGCCGGUAGUACAUAAGCAUCCUUUUGUUCGACAACCUGUUUUUAUGCCGAAUGUGAAAAUUGAAGACAUCGAAGUGAAGGUCCCCCAAGCUUGGAUAGCAGACGAACCCAUAGCCCACGUCCUUCGGACGAUCAGACGCUUGUGUCUGAAGCCGGCCCUCAACCAUGAGGAUGCAAAUGAGCUGAUUCAUGCCUCCAUUACCCUAGCCCAGCGGGCUCUGUCGUCCAUGACUACGCCAGUUGACCUACGGGCAUCAAUUGCCGUAGCAGCUUUAGGACGUCGCUUUUUGGUUUUCAAUGCUGUUUAUCCAGCUUUCAAGCUCAUGAAAGGCAAAAAGUAUGCGUUGAAGAAAUUAUGGGCGGACCUUGUUGAUAAAGUUCCAACCGUGUAUGACCGUGCCCCUCGUGGAAUGACUAAUGCCAAGCAUAAAUUCCACCAUCAGUUGGCGGAGCAGCUGAGCGACGCGCUGGAAGUGUACAAGAGUGGGUCUCAGCCUUCCGAAAAAAAAAUCCUUGACCUCAAGCGCAAGUUGUUCUGCCAUGAAUUCUCUCCCACUUGUUUUCUUCGAGAGUCUUGGAAUCAAUGGAGAGAAGAUGACGAGCAGCAUAAGGACUAA
Messenger RNA from Eimeria maxima, 1668 nucleotides. RefSeq lists its product as hypothetical. The coding region runs from base 1 to 1668 and encodes 555 amino acids. The record is from RefSeq and is a predicted model, not a curated record. NCBI's taxonomy places the organism in Eukaryota, Apicomplexa, Conoidasida, Eucoccidiorida, Eimeriidae. The transcript has a single exon.